AUGGACACAAUAGAUCAAGCAGUUCCUAGAAUGAUGAGUAGUCAUGAGACAAACGAACUGACCUCUAGUCUGUAUCCCAAACCUCAAACUCAUAGCUCAUCACGUUUCUGGGCUCUGUAUAAUGACCACUUCGAACCUGGUCUGUUUAGAAAGAUGUUGGCAGAGGUGGUAUCAACGUUCCUGCUGGUGUUCAUGACAUGCGCUGCAGCUGCCAUAAAUGGAAGCGAUGAGCGGAGAAUCUCGCAACUGGGAGCAUCGGUUGCCGGUGGCCUCAUUGUGACGGUCAUGAUCUACUCUGUUGGUCACAUCUCCGGUGCACAUAUGAAUCCUGCUGUCACUAUUGGUUUUGCAUCUUUUCUGCGCUUCCCAUGGAAACAGGUCCCAUUCUAUGCAUUAUCACAAUUUACAGGAGCUAUUGCGGCUGCAUUUACGCUGCGAGCACUUUUGGACCCAAUAGACCGUAUUGGCACCACAACACCUUCUGGGAGCAAUGUUAGGGCUUUAAUCAUGGAAAUAGCUGUGACUUUUAACAUGAUGUAUAUCACUUCUGCUGUUGCAACUGAUGCUAAAGCCGUUGGAGAGUUGGCUGGUUUGGCUGUCGGUUCAUCGGUUUGUAUAACAUCAAUCGUUGCUGGGCCGGUGUCAGGUGGAUCUAUGAACCCAGCAAGAACAUUAGGCCCAGCAAUCGCGAGUAGAGAGUUCAAAGGGCUUUGGGUGUACUUUGUGGGUCCAGUGACUGGAACAUUGCUUGGGUCAUGUGUUUACAAGGUUCUUCAGCUGAGUGAGCGCAAGCCCAUCAUUGCUCCGUCCGUUUCACUCAGACUUCGUCGUAUGAUAAGCACUGAUGCUGCUCAGGCUCGCGACAAACGCCAUGCUACUUCUGUUUAAAACCACUGCAAUGAUAAUAUUUCCCUAAUUACAACGUAAGUACGUUUGGUUAGCCUUCCAAUAAUAUUACUCCACUGGAUGGAGUGAUUGCACCUGUGAAAGUGACUAUAUAUAUAUAUAUAUAUAUAUAUUUGUAUGUUGUGAGUGUGCCUAGCUCUAAGUUAAGUUUGUUUGUACUCAGCAAGCUUAAUUAUAAGACUACUGCUUUAGAUUAUGUGUAUCUCGUAGAGUGUGUGAUGGGAUUGCGACUGAAAGGUGUAAUA
Molecule: messenger RNA, 1151 nt
Organism: Humulus lupulus (European hop)
Lineage: Eukaryota; Viridiplantae; Streptophyta; Magnoliopsida; Rosales; Cannabaceae
Product: aquaporin NIP2-3-like
Exons: 5
Coding region: 1-888 (295 amino acids)
Biological process (GO): transmembrane transport
Cellular component (GO): membrane
Molecular function (GO): channel activity
Source: RefSeq, a predicted model, not a curated record